UUCAAGGCAACUGGCUUAAUGCCCAUUGAUAAGACAAAGUAUAACAAUGAGAGGCUAGAUCCUAUCAAAUUGGCAACAUACAACUCAUGGGUAAGCAAAGGGAUGCCAACUAAUGAGAAUAAUGACCCAAUCCUUGAAGAGAUACCCGAGCCAAAUAAUCAGGAAGAGCCACAAAUUGAACUGCCCAUUGAACCAAUUAGGACAUCAACACCAGCUCCUACAACACUCACUCAUACAGAUUCAAAGGCAGGCUGCAGCCACUGGACAAAUGAUCAGUCUAAUUCAUUAACUAGUCAAAUUAAUCAAGAUGCAGAGAACAAUACUUUGAGUAAAUUCAGCACAGCAGAACUGGUUGAUGAACUGCAAAGAAGAGCCCCUUCAGGUAUGAAGUACACCAUCACUUUGGAGUUAAAACCUACUGAAACCACUCUGGAGGAGGUGCUCCAUGCCCGCGGUCGAAGUGCUACCCCAGUUAUGAAACGUAGAAGAGUAAUACCUAUGAAAGGACAGGUUAUUACCAAUGAAGAGUGCUUAAAAGAGAUCAAGAGUAAAGAGGAGAAUCUCACAGUAUUUUCUUUGAGUUUGAAAGGUCAGCUUUUUGUUGUAUGUGAUGCCAAGGACCUGCCACCUACCCACACUACAAGGCCUGCAAGUCUGUCAUUGAUUGUUUCAGUAACUAGCAUCGUUUUUCUGCUGUAACUAGCAGAUAUUGUCAAGUCUGGAAAGACUUCUGUUUCAGGUACGAGAUUUAGCAGGUCACUCAUAUUGCUGUAUUUGGCACUGUCAGUGCCAAAUACAAGUAGUUUCUCUGUGCCACAUAUGGCUGAAUGCUCCCUCUGUGCCUGACGGUACCACACUGCCACUGUGGCUUUUGCCUAGUUCUGCACUCCUGACAGAUGUCAUAAGCAAGUGGAGGUUAGAAGCUGUGUUCCUUCUGGAAUCUAUACUGGCAGCGGCAUCGCAGGUGGUGUUUCUGUAGGUGUUACGUGAAUUGCAUACUUAAUAUCUUCUCCGGUAUUUCACUAAUGGUAGACUAAAUGACACUGAUAGUUCCUGACAUCUGCUUUACUUGAUUUCUUGUGAAUUGGAACAUUACUUGUUCUCCAUUUUAGUGGCCACUUAAUUAGGCUGAUGAAAACUGUUAUUAAAUAAUGUGGCAAGUGGCUGAGAUCAUUCGUCAUCACAUCUGUGGAGCACACGUGGACUUGGGUCAUCUCGACCUACAACUUUUGUUUCCUUGAGGUCCUUUAGCAAUCUUGAUACUUCUGGACUUUAUGUUCAGGAUGGUUAAUUUCUCCAUUAUUAGUUCAGGAAGAGUUGGUGGUCAACAAUGAGGGUCAGGUACUUGCAUCUUCUGAGCACUG
This is a messenger RNA of Penaeus monodon (black tiger shrimp), 1364 nucleotides long. RefSeq lists its product as uncharacterized. The coding region runs from base 19 to 699 and encodes 226 amino acids. The transcript is spliced from 2 exons. Lineage: Eukaryota; Metazoa; Arthropoda; Malacostraca; Decapoda; Penaeidae. The record is from RefSeq and is a predicted model, not a curated record.